GGUUUUCAUCAAGAGAGCGCUGGAUGGCGCCGCACCAACAACCACCGCCGUCGUGCUACAACACUCACGCGCUGAGCCUCGAAUACAGCACUAUCGAUGGAGACUUGUUUUUGGACGUGGGAGAGAGUGAGGCGUUUAUACCAAGUUCCCCUGCGGACUCGUCGAAGGGGAGUAGUACCUGCUUCACCCCACUCUCGAACAUCAACGCUUGGCCGCAAUCCGCCGAUACUCCCACGGUGAUUCCGUGCGUAUCCAAGAAGGGCGAAAAACGAAAGCAGCAGAUUCGUGAAGCCUCCCGUCGCUGCCGCAUCAAGCAAAAGGACGAAGUCGCGUACCUACGCCAACGCGUGCUCGAAAUGGAACGAGUUCUGCGCGACCUCUCAUCGACGCCCAAAUCCACGAACACCGCAUCCGAAGUAGAAAUAUCCUGUUUGCGACGGCAUAACGAACAGCUGACUCAUGCCCUUCAACGCACCACCAAGCAACUGCGGUUUAUCCAAACGCUCAUGCACGAAACCAUUCAAACCGCGUCGAGUUCGUCCACCUUACCUCAAAAUCCAGAAUCAGCAGAAUCCCUCGACGAUACAUCAUCCAAAUCGUCAGCGGGAAUCCAGCCAGACCAAGUGAACUCAAUGGCAAGAGUUGCCGCGACGGCGGCCGCGAGUUUGAUGUCGUUUGUGGUCGAGAAAGGAGUUCAGGUAAUGAGCAUUAGCUCGUUCGACUGGGUCGGCGACAUUUGGAUGGAAGGUUCGCAAGUCCGCUUCGCCAUGACCAAGUCUUUCUCGGGAGCGUUCUCGAGGAAGGACAUGGCAGAUCGUGUGUGGCAAGCGACCCAAAUCUCGCGAUGCGGCACUCCUAAGUACACAUUGGUGACGCAGGAAUGCGUGCUUUGUAUCGAUCCGUCUCGGCUCCGCGUCAUGCGCCGCGUAGAAUCGCUGAUGGAGAUGCGUGUCUUGGAGCAUUGGUCCGUUGUGUUCCGCCACGAAAUCGACGCUCAUUCGACGCUUUUGGGGAGCCAAUCGGUCGCCCCCCUCCGGCCCGUUCAAUACACACUUGGGAAGGAACAGCAGGGACUGCUCCUCACGACCACAGACGAUGCUGUUCACGCCGAGCUCCGCGGCAUGUACGACUGCGUUGGAGUGCCCGAGACCGAAGUCGCCGCGCGUGUCUCCAAGGACAUUCUGUCAGUUCUUGUGCUCGUGGAAUCGGCGCUCAUCGGCGCAGCGCUAGUCGCCAAACAGCGUCAUGUGUAGAUGCUGUCGUUCGCGGUUGGCUUUUGUCCCUGUCUUGAACGUCAUGAAAGUGCUUCUUUGUGCAGUUGGCCUCAUUUUUCGCGUUCUUCAUGCAACCUGUCACA
Aphanomyces invadans is the source of this 1357-nucleotide messenger RNA. RefSeq lists its product as hypothetical. Bases 24 to 1253 code for a protein of 409 amino acids. Lineage: Eukaryota; Oomycota; Saprolegniomycetes; Saprolegniales; Verrucalvaceae. The transcript is spliced from 2 exons. The record is from RefSeq and is a predicted model, not a curated record.